This is a messenger RNA of Trichophyton benhamiae CBS 112371, 216 nucleotides long. RefSeq lists its product as uncharacterized. The record is from RefSeq and is a predicted model, not a curated record. The transcript has a single exon. The coding region runs from base 1 to 216 and encodes 71 amino acids. Lineage: Eukaryota; Fungi; Ascomycota; Eurotiomycetes; Onygenales; Arthrodermataceae.
AUGAAUCUGGCACCCACUAGGGAGAGUCAAAGGAGGCUGGAGAAGAAGAAGAGCAGCAGUCGAGCUCGAAGCGCCGAAGACGUGCUGCCAGUGAUGUUGUUGAAGGUCGAGAAAAGGAAGAAAAGAAAGAAACAAAAGACGAAGCGAGAAGGCAGAAAAAAGGGCGGUGCCAAAAGGGGGAAAAAGGGCGGCAGCACCCAGGGCAGACGCCGCUAG